CCACAACUCAACUCCAGGUAUGAAGGUGUGGCAUGUAGAGCUCUACUAUCGCGUAUCGAUCAAGGCCUAACAACAGAGAGAGAGGGGGAUUCCUAUGAUGGCUGCCAUAUUGCAGCUCCGGAGACAGAGUCUGUCUGUGUCUCUCCCGGAUGUGAGCUGUGAGGGAGCCAGUCUAAGUGGCAGCAACCAAAACUUUAUUCCCCUACCUCCUCUGACAUCCACUCCUCCUUUGACUAACUACAAUAUUGACGAUGAUCGAUGGGCAGACAAGAUGGACGCUGACACUGGGUCAGUGUUUUUCGUGGACCCACAGAACACUGUUGACACUCCCCUCGCUCGGAGCUACUCCAGCUGCUCCAGUCUCUCCUCUAUGACCUCUGACCUCCCAUAUGCUCCCUCUCCCACUAACUCCCUUCGCAGCGAGAACUUCUCAGAAAAGUUCUCGAGGUCUCUUCACAUGCGGCCCAAGUCCUCUUCACUGGAUCGUUAUCCGAGCACCCCCGAGCCGACCAGAGCUGAGGAGGCUAUCCAUGUACCAGAGACAGCUGUUUUCUCCCGCAAGAAAACAAGCUCUCUCAAGAAAAUUAAGAGAGCCUUCAAGAAAAAGAAGUCUUUGAGAGGGAGCGGCAGCCUGUCAGAUUUGAACGAGGUUAUCGGGACGACCCACAUCCAAUCUCUGCCCAGUUUCUCUGAAAGUGAAUCGACUCCCCCCUCCACACCCAACACUGUGCUACCAGAGACCACCCUCUACGGCUCAGGAGGAAUACCCCUCACUCCCACCCACUCAAUCUCUGGCAGAGGCCGCAGAGGUUCCGCUAUGACUCGAGUCACCCUUGACCUCUCUCAGUUUGGGCUGGGGGCUGGUCUAACUCGAUGUUCGCUGGAAAGACUUGGUAUUGUACCAUCGCGAUCACUCUCAAAGGGCAAGUUUGGGUCAACCUUCUCUCUCAAGUAUCCAAAGUAUCCGUCAACUUCGGAUUUAUCGCAGCCUGUCCUAAUUAGAGGGGUUGUCCCUGGGUCCCCUGCAGCAGUCACUCAGCAGUUCUUCUCAGGAGACACUAUUCAUUUUGUGGAGAGCCAUCGCAUCAACGUUGACAACAUUGACACUGUAUUGGGAGGUCUCUCUGGCAAGAUUCUGUUCUUACUUGAGAAGGGAUACCAGCGUCCUCGCUCCUCCCUCCCUCCGUCAGCUAGUCCCUCGGCUGGUGGUCUUGUGAGGCUAGUGAGUGGCGUGAAGGACGUGGUCCGUUUACACUCACACCCCUCACACCCUCACACCUCCCUCCUCCUCUACCUCACACUCGACACACAAGAAGAUGACCCUCCAGGAAGUGACAUACUGUACCAGUGGCCUAGGGGUGGUGAGCGGGACAGUCUGGUGCAAGUCAGGGGACUUUUUCUCACUCUUGCCGACCUCCUCGGGGAGAUUACUGCCUCCAAGAGCUUCUGCUCGACCGUGACUGUUGAGGGUAAGCUGUUCCAUCUCGGCUACAUCAAGUACAGUCAGGAGCUGCUGCUACUGGCACUACCUGCCAAAAUAGUCACCCCGUAUCAAGUGCAGCUGCUGGCAGAGAAGGUCUCCUCGAUAGUGGAGCUACUGUAUGGAUCUGUGCCCAAUGGCUUCACAAUAUCCUCUGCACAUUGGUCACUGGACCACCUCCUGGCAUUGAUAUUUGACUCUGUGACCACACCCACCAUAUCUGACUUUGCCCACCCCCUCCUAAUGGUAGUGCCUCAAUUGAAACUACCAGCAGACGUCAAGGUUCGUCUGAGUACUGCCUUGAGUGGUCUAGACUCUGCUAACCAUAGCAACAGGCCCGAGGUAUUCCACCAGAGGAGACCAUUCUUUGUACUCGGCUCUUGUCUAUUUUACAAGGGUGCCCUGGCAUGCAGUCACCUUGGCUACCUGGACCAAAAGGAUAUUGUGGAAGUGGCCAACGCCUACCGACUGCUAGAGCUGACAGCCUCAGAUAGUAUCAGUCAACUUGUCAUCUGGAAGCAAGUAUUUCUGUCUCGAUUGAAAAGUUGUGUGGACCCAGCCUCCAAACAGAAUCACUUUGCUUUGCUAGUCGGUCUGGAGAAUAUGUUUGUGUGUGUACUGAUGGAGGCCACCACCCCCUUCCCCUCUCAUACCCCUCCCCCUGUGGACGCUGUCUACGUUGACCAAGCACGCUCACUCAUUAUGGAACUACGCACAGAGCACCUCCUCUCAGAGUGCGAGGAAAAGGGUCUGCCGUCCACUCCCCUGCCCAGUCUCACCACUGCUGAUAUUGCCCUGGCCUCGAAGUUCACCCGUCGAUCCUCUCUUUCGCUCGCCCCCCUACCACCGACCGUCCCCUCUCGACAAAGAAAGACCUCUGAACCAUCGAACCUGUCCAGUCCACUCUUACCCCAUAUUCGACUGAUUGCUGCUGACAGCUCAGACUCUGACGACCCCACCACCAAGUCCUCCCCUAUUAUUCAUCGUAGGACGCAGAGCCUAAUAUCUGGGAAGAGGAAGAAGAGUCAACCGGUGGAGAUCCUUGUGACAAAGGGAGUGGUGCCUAGACCGCCAUACAUGCUAACAUCCGGGGCUGACAACAUUCUACUCCAUUAUGUGCACCUGACCCCUGGCCGAGGGGUCAUGUUAUGCCCCACCCACUCUCAACCCGGUCCAGUACACUCUGAACUUUUACACACUUUCCGAGAGACAAGCCUCACCCUCCGACAGGCACUGUGGGGGCGUGUGGAGGCAGGUGUGACAUGUGUGGAAAGUGACUCCGAAUCUGAUGAUGAAUGGGAGGAAGAGGACACAAAUAACGAGAAAAAGCCAGCGAUAUCCCCGUUUUCUCCUCGAGCUAGCUCAGUGGUGGAGCACGGUAUCCUGGUGCAGUGUGGCAUACACAGUGUGGAGAAACACAAGAGCUCUCCCCUGCUCAACUACUGGGUGGUCGGCCGAUUGUUUGGUGAAGGAGAGAACAGGACAGAGCUGUACGUGUGCUAUCAAGAGAAUGUGGCACAAGACACUGUGGAAAUGGCCUAUAGACUAUUAUUUGGGUGGACUGGCUAGUACUCUGUCAUAUCAUUAUCAUAAUUAUAUUCCUCUUUUCUAUCCAUGCUGUUUUCUAUUCAUA
Messenger RNA from Halichondria panicea, 3113 nucleotides. RefSeq names its product protein inturned-like. The record is from RefSeq and is a predicted model, not a curated record. Gene Ontology annotation, cellular component: cytoplasm; cilium. NCBI's taxonomy places the organism in Eukaryota, Metazoa, Porifera, Demospongiae, Suberitida, Halichondriidae. Gene Ontology annotation, biological process: establishment of planar polarity; nervous system development; cilium assembly. The transcript is spliced from 16 exons. Bases 95 to 3049 code for a protein of 984 amino acids. Gene Ontology annotation, molecular function: protein binding.